GGGCUACUUUUGGCGACCAAUAACUUAACUCACACUAGCAGACUAGAGAAGCAUGGCGUCGCGAAAUCACGAUGAAGACGAUGGAGGCGUACGAAAGAAGCAGAAAAUCAUUAAAACCAUUCAUGACAAGAAACAGAAGAAGCGACUUAUUGUAGUCCUUGAAAAGGCCUCCCUAGAAACUAUCAAGUCACCAAAGGGGUAUGAGUUGAUGAACUGUGAUCAUCACAAGCAUCUGAUGAAGAAGCAUAAAAGGGAGCCAUCCGACUGCAGACCGGACAUUGUUCAUCAGUGUUUGCUGAUGCUGUUUGACAGUCCUCUCAAUCGAGCCGGUCUCCUUCAAGUCUUCGUCCACACACAGCGCAACGUUCUGAUUCAGAUCAGUCCUCAGACCAGGAUCCCAAGAACGUUUGACAGAUUCUGCGGUUUGAUGGUCCAACUCCUUCACAAGCUGAGCAUCCAUGCUGCAGACGGUCCUCAAAAACUCCUCAAGGUCGUCAAGAAUCCCAUUACUGACCACCUCCCUGUCGGCUGCCGCAAGAUAUGCAGUUCCUACAGCGCAGAGAAGUGCGUUAACCCCAGAGAGCUGGCAGAGUCAGAUGAGCCUGUUGUCAUAGUGAUUGGUGCAAUGGCUCAUGGAAAGGUGGAGCCGGACUACACUGAAGGAGAUGUAUCCAUCAGUCAGUACCCUCUGUCUGCUGCCCUCACAUGUGCCAAGAUCUGCUCGGGUUUCGAGGAAGCAUGGGAUAUUGAAAGUCUUGCAGGAACGUAAAACUCCCAUGGACGCCCAACCUAUGAGACUUUCUUACGCACCCGUACAAUAUUACUGACAAACGUGAAUUCAUAAGUUGAGAUCUGCCCUCAAGAGUGCCAAGAUCUCGUCUUGAUUUGAGGAAGUGUGGGAGGUUGGAACUUUAGCUUGAAAAUACAUCAUGCACAGAUGCCAAACAUUUUGAAGACUCCUCCUUUGUGUACCUUUUCAAUAUCAUCAACAACCAUAUAAUCCCACUUGUCUGCAGCCCUUGACCCGUCACUGCUGUUUGUCAUGGCAUCAAGGACAACCCAUUAUUCCAGUUUGCCGUCUCAUGCCCUCUCGUGCGCAGUCAUCUGCAUGGGGUCUGAGGAAUAUGCGAUGUGGAAGCUGUAGAUUCUGCACAGCUGUCAACAUUAGAAACUGUUAUAUACCAGUACUGUACUGUUCCCUUCAUUUAAGCUGAAUAUCAACCUGCCUACUGCCCUCUUGUGUGCAAUGAUCUACUAAAGGAUUGUUCACAUUAUGACAAUAAUUGCAGUAGCUGUUUUCCCCUCUAAAUGAAUGGCCAGGGGGGAUGGAAAAAGUUAGUUGCACACAACAAAGGUCCUUUACAUACCGGUACUCAUUUACCUCUGUUUUAGAAGAUGCAGAAAUGUGAAGUCCUCUAUGUUAAUUUUGCCCCAAUGGUUUACCGCUGCAUAUGUAAACAAGGUUUAAGAGUUUAGGGAAGAGCGGGUUAUAGAAAUCCUGGAAGGGUGUUGAUCUGUUUUGUAGACUUAUAAUUUCAGACUGUAUUUUUUUUUGGGGGGGGGGGGGGGGAUCAUGGACUAGUCAAAAUGGGCGAAAUUCAUUAUUUUGACACAGGAAUUCAAAGGUGUUGCUUUGAAAGAAAGCAAUUAAAAAAAAAAAAAGAUCAAGUAUGAAUGAAAGUUACAGAGAUGUCAAAUUUUGUGGUGGUGAACAAAAAAUCAAUAUCCUCAAGUGUAUAGGUUACACUGAUGAACCUUAUAUUUACUGCAAUUUAAAUACAAAUGAAACUGGUUACAUCUAAAUGAAUUGGAUGUCAACAUAUCGUUUUCUAUCUUCACAUUGUAACCAGGCAUCUGUAUAGAAAGAACAACUGACAGUGUAAUAAAACCUCUGAAACAUAUUUGUGCUUAAUUGCUGUUCUACAAGCAAAGGUCAUAUGAAUGAAUGAUGGUGAAUCUUGAAUAGAUUAUGAUAACUAGAUAACAACAAGUGAAUUUGAAAAUUGUCAAUCUCAUAAUGUAUAAUUCAAAUAUGGACCAAUCAAGCCAAUCUGCUUUUGCUCUUUUACUUUAUGUGUCCUACUAGGGAUUUAUUAUUAUUCAGCUCUCUCCUAAAUUACAUGUACACAAGUGUAAGGCAGGGUUCUGUUUUACCUUCUUCUAGAGAAUGUUCAAAAAAGCAUACAUGUAUAUUAAAUGAUAGCAAGUGCUUUUUAUACAUACAGUCAUUACUAAGUAUGUAUGGGUCAAA
Messenger RNA from Strongylocentrotus purpuratus (purple sea urchin), 2251 nucleotides. It is a transcript of the gene emg1, whose product is annotated as ribosomal RNA small subunit methyltransferase NEP1. The transcript has 5 exons. Gene Ontology annotation, molecular function: rRNA binding; rRNA (pseudouridine) methyltransferase activity. Gene Ontology annotation, biological process: rRNA base methylation. NCBI's taxonomy places the organism in Eukaryota, Metazoa, Echinodermata, Echinoidea, Camarodonta, Strongylocentrotidae. Gene Ontology annotation, cellular component: nucleolus; small-subunit processome. The record is from RefSeq and is a predicted model, not a curated record. The coding region runs from base 53 to 769 and encodes 238 amino acids.